This is a messenger RNA of Ahaetulla prasina, 4524 nucleotides long. RefSeq names its product zinc finger protein 365 (gene ZNF365). Gene Ontology annotation, cellular component: centriolar satellite. The coding region runs from base 437 to 1627 and encodes 396 amino acids. Lineage: Eukaryota; Metazoa; Chordata; Lepidosauria; Squamata; Colubridae. The transcript is spliced from 5 exons. Gene Ontology annotation, biological process: regulation of double-strand break repair via homologous recombination; regulation of DNA strand resection involved in replication fork processing; regulation of neuron projection development. The record is from RefSeq and is a predicted model, not a curated record.
CUUCUUCACCUUAAGACGAAAUAUAAACACCUGCCCCCCCCCCAAAUAGGCAGCAGGAUCCCCGGGGCCUCAAGAGGGGAUCCCCACAGCUGCUUCCAGCUGAGAGGGAGGCGCUGGGCUGUGGCUCCUAUCCCAGAGGGACUUCGGUCUUUGGAAACCCCUUUUCCUCUCGAAGAAGCCCCCAAAUGUGUGUGUCACACACACACACACACACACACACACACACCAGCCCCAACCUGCCCAACAGGAGCAGCCCCAGGGGCUGAAAAUCCAGGGCCACCCAGUCCCAGAGCAGCCCUGCCCCUCCCUCUGUCCCUCCCCCAACUGGGUCCUUGCACCCAGUUCUCAGAAAAGGUCACCUGUGAGAGGGAAGGAAUCCACCGGGUGGAGAGGCCGGCCUACCUGCUCUUUGACUGGAUCCAGGAUUGGGAAAGGAAUGCAACAGAAGGCCUUUGAGGACAGCAAAUCCACGUGGCAGGAAUCGCUGGACCAUGCCAGUGCCCGCAUGCCCUUUCGCUGCCCCCGGUGUGGGGACCACGCCCGGUUCAGGAGCUUGUCCUCCCUGAGGGCCCAUCUGGAGUACAGCCACGCUUUCGAAGACAGAAGCCUCCGGCCCCAAACUGGCCUUUUCUCUCCCUUCAAGGAGGGCCGGGGCUCCUCCUCCUCCCACCCCCAGACCCAGGGCAACUUCCGGGAUGGGGGCAAUAGCGUCCUGAAGCCACGGCUCUCCUAUCUGAACUUCUGUGAGCCGGAAGACCCUCUGCCCAGGAGGCCCCUGGCGGGGGAGGCAGAAUGGCCGGCCGACUUGGGGUCCGGCCACGCCUCGGCCGAGCUGAGCUGGGACCCCACUUGGAAGGCCGUGGACUCCAGCGCUUCCUUCGAGGCCCAUGUACGGGAAAAGUUCAACCACAUGGUAGAAGCCGUCGACAAGACCAUCGAGAGGCGGAUCGACAACCUCUCCCGGGAGCUGUCCCGAAAGACAGCUGAGCUCCUGGAGGUCCGGGCAGCCUUUGUGCAGCUCUCGCAGAAGAAGCAGGAGGUGCAGCGGCGCGAGAGGGCCCUGAACCGCCAGGUGGAUGUGGCAGUGGAGAUGAUUGCGGUGCUGCAGCAGCGGCUCACCGAGUCAGAGGAGGAGCUGCACCGCAAAGAGGAGGAGGUCGUGACCUUUAAUCACUUCCUGGAGGAAGCGGCCGAGAAAGAAGUCCGCGGGAAAGCCCGGCUGGAGCGUUUCAUUGAGAACCUGCUGCAGCGGGUCGACCAGGCGGAGAAACAGCUGGAGAAGUAUCAGCAUCAGCAUCUGCUGGGCAGCUCCGGAGACCUCAGCCAACAUCUGUUUACAGAUCUGUCAUCUUUCAAGAAAGCCAGAUGCCUCUGGGGGCACCCACACAGUUCUGGUAGCCCCCCUGACCCCAAACCUCAUUUGCUUCAGAAAGGGCGGCUCUUCCUGAAGAAAGUCAAGGACGACAGACUUGGAGGCGGCCUUCACCCCGUCAAGUGGUUGUAUGAACCCGCGGAAGGCUGCUGGGACAUUGGGAGGCCCCAGAAGAAGGCGGAGGCAGCCAACAACAUUGCCCGAAAGGUGAACGCAAAAUCAAAAAUCAGCAAAAAGAGCAAACCGGUUUACUGAGGCGCCCAUGUAUCCCUACACACGCAUGUGUAGAUGUGUCUGUGUGGCUAUAGAGAGCGAUAUAUCUAUAUUCUAACAUAAUUCGCUUUUGAACCAGCAGCUCUUGGCUGGAAGUCCCCAGAUGGUCCCUCUGGGGCUCUGCUAAGGUUGGCCUGGAGGGCCCGUGGCAAUUCCAGGGUGCAGCGUCUGCCCAUCAAGGGGGGAAUAAUUAGGGGGACUGACUUCCCGGAAGCUGCACGUAGCAAACCAUCACCACCAUCGUCAUCAUCAUCUCUUUCCUUACUCAUUUGGGCAAGGACUUGAUAUAUUUAAAAGAUAAUCGAGAUUGCAUAUGUAAAUGGCCUCAUUUCCAUGUGACUUUGAAUGAGAGGUGCUGCUUUAUUUUCAACAGCUGAUUUCAGCUGAAGCUGAAACGAACUGGGAGCCUUUCAAUUUGUUUCCAAACUUGUUCCUGCGGUUACUCAGAAUAUCACAAAGAGAUACUUUGGCAAGCCAUUUCAACAUAAAUCCUUCUCCUGCCAUCAAUUUGGAGGAAUCUAUUCUGCCUGGCACCCUGAAAAUCCACUUUUUAUUGUUGUGAGGGGUGAGGCUGGGCAGGGGUAGGUCCAGAAAUGUUGCAAAUCCCCCCCCCCGCCCUUCCCAGCUCCAUCGCUUCACCGUAAUUAGUGUGUGUGAGAGACCCAGGUCGUCCACACCGUUGUGGGCUGGAUGUUGUUGAGAUGCUCCCCUGAGACUCAGAGGUGGGAUUCACUUACCUUCCCUACCGGUUUGCAAAUGUGAGCAUUCGCGCGAUCCGGAGAGAACCAGCUGAAUCCCACCACUGCUGUGGCUCCUUGCAGCGCCAAGGCUCUGCAUAGGGGAAGUGUGUAAUACACUGUGUAUAGAGGGUUCCUGAAAUCUCCCCUCCCCCGCCCCCAGUGAUCAAAGUUUUGGAAGAUCCUGCUGUCCUCUCAUGGGGCAUCCACAUUCCCACCCAAGAGAGUUGGCUGUUCUUGCAUGGAGAGGCUCUGAGGAACGAUGGCUAAACUCUCCCAGGACUUCGACCAUUUAACAACAUGUGAUUGCUGGUUGAUUGGGGGGAACAGACACUGUUAUAAUGCCAUUGCUCAGAGGGCCUCCUGCCAAUGCAAAGGGCAAGCAGAAGAAUCUAGCUCUCCUACCUGCACACCUCUGCUUGCCUGGAGUGGAGGCAGGAGGGGCCUGCUGUGCCUGAUGGAUCAUAGCCAAAUCUUGGCCAAGGGCAGUAGUGGACACAGGGAGUUGGCCGCAGAAGCUGAGCCAGCAGCUGCCCAUCCCUGGUCUUUUGGCCAGCGGAGCAAGGAAGCCAGGGGUGGUAUUCACGUAUCUUCGCUACCAAUUUGCAAAUAUGGCAUGCGUAGAGGGUCAAAAAUGGGACAUGAUGACAUCCAGUCGGGUGGGCAGAGCUGCCACUACCGGUUUUCCCAAACCGGAUAUAACCGGCCAAAUACCACCACUGAAGGAAGCCUGCAGCAAAGAGUUCCCUCCACUUUGGAUUGGGAGGGAAGACCAAGGGACAGAAGCCACUUCCCCUGGUCUCCCUAGGAGCAUCUGAGUUUGCCAAAGAAAGAAGGGGGGGGGGAAACUGGGGUGGGAUUUCACUGACAAAGCCUCUGGAUAUCCCUUCCUUUCGCCCAUUGUGUCUUCUCCGUUGCUCUGGGUGGCUGUCCUUCGGCUUCAUGCCAAAUUUACAGAUAUUUUACCUUCUCUCCCGUACGAAAAAUAUAUUCCCCAUAUACCCUAUCACUCCUUUUUAAAUGCUUCUGAUAAAAGGUGUAAAAUGUCUUUAUGUGACACAGUGGUUCUGCGGUAAGCGUAUUAAGCCUUGUGGAUUGUUUUUCCUUACAAGAUUUAAAUUUACUUAGGGGAAAAAAAAACAUUGGUAGGAUUGUGGCAAUAAAAAAACAGGGUUUGCAAUAUAUUUAAACAGAGGUAGAAAAACAAGCAUUCGUAACUGUAGGGAUUGGUCGAUCUGUUAAAAUGUUGCUUCAUUUUAUAAUGUCAAAGGAUUUUUGGGGGGUACAUGUCCAGCUUUCUGUUUCAAUUGAUAGUUGGAGGACCCCAAAUAUCCCAGCUGUAGCUGGGCUCACACCUCUGACCUGCACAGAUCUAGAGAACCAUUAGAUGGGGACAUUGUGUUGGAAUCUCUGUAUCCAGUUGCCUUCAUCCAUCCAUUGGCCAGCAGGUGACAGCCCCAGAUCCAGUGGCCCUGAGAGAAAGCCUCACCCAGCCCCCAUCUGAUGUAGGGGAGACCCCCUUGCCUGCUUUUAUCCCAAUUUCCUGGGGAAAUUCCCUUCCCGCACUUAAGAAAGAGAUCUGGAGCGAUUCCUUGCCCUGGCAGUAUGUUGUAAAGCCAGCCACCCUGCACGAUGCUCCCUGUGUCUUCCCAUGGCUCCAACUAGCUGAUAGGCUUCUGGCUGUGGCCUCAGCAGUUGGCCGUGGUAGGAAAGGGGUCCCUAGGAACUCCCCCCCCCGAUCCUCGCGAAUUUCAGCUCAGAGCUGGGGACCGCAGGCUCAGCAGCAGGACCUCUGGUUGGCUCCAGGGGGGCUCAAAAAGAGAGGGGGGCCUCUUCUUAGCAGCUGCUCCUGGGGCUUUGCAAUGCCGACUUCCAUCCUGGGUUCUUUCUGAGCCAGCCGGAAAGGCUGCCUCUUUCCUGGAGGGUCCUUGGCUGCUCCUUCGUCUCCCCCGCCCCAAAGAGGACUCAGUCCAUUUCCACCUUCACCUGCAGUUGCUGUUUCUCAUGACAAAAGACCGAGGGCAGGUCGUUUCCUUGCUAUACCCUCAAAAACUGAAUCAAUCAGUUCCAAAGCAGUUGGAAUGCACUGUAAUGCCAAAAAAAAAAGAGAGGAAGAAAUACAUUUUAGAUGACUAUGAAAAA